Messenger RNA from Doryrhamphus excisus (bluestripe pipefish), 2219 nucleotides. It is a transcript of the gene hdac3, whose product is annotated as histone deacetylase 3. The record is from RefSeq and is a predicted model, not a curated record. Lineage: Eukaryota; Metazoa; Chordata; Actinopteri; Syngnathiformes; Syngnathidae. Gene Ontology annotation, biological process: epigenetic regulation of gene expression. Gene Ontology annotation, molecular function: histone deacetylase activity.
UCACUGUCGCUGCCUGAUGACGUAGAUCACUCUGUUUGUUGUACCAUGGCGGCGCACUCUGCUAAUUGACAGUCAAAAUGCAGUUUUUAUACCUGUAAAGCCAUCCGGAAAAAAACAUUUUGCUGAAAAUGUCCAACAGAACGUCUUAUUUUUAUGACCCCGACGUGGGUAACUUUCAUUACGGUGCUGGUCAUCCUAUGAAGCCUCACCGGUUAUCCCUGACUCACAGUCUGGUGCUACACUAUGGACUCUACAAGAAAAUGAUGGUGUUCAAGCCAUAUAAAGCAUCACAGCAUGACAUGUGUCGCUUCCAUUCUGAAGACUACAUCGACUUCUUGCAGAAGGUCAGCCCCAACAACAUGCAGGGCUUCACCAAGAGCCUCAACACGUUUAAUGUUGGAGAUGACUGUCCUGUCUUUCCAGGUCUUUUUGAGUUCUGCUCCAGAUACACAGGAGCCUCGUUGCAGGGCGCCACACAACUCAACCAUAAGAUCUGUGACAUCGCCAUCAACUGGGCUGGAGGAUUGCAUCAUGCCAAGAAGUUUGAGGCGUCUGGAUUUUGUUACGUCAACGACAUUGUCAUCAGCAUACUGGAGCUUCUCAAAUACCACCCCAGGGUCCUGUACAUCGACAUAGACAUUCAUCACGGUGACGGUGUACAGGAAGCCUUCUAUCUGACGGACCGGGUCAUGACCGUGUCCUUCCACAAAUACGGGAACUACUUUUUCCCAGGGACAGGCGACAUGUACGAGGUCGGAGCAGAGAGUGGUCGCUACUACUGCCUCAAUGUUCCUCUCAGGGAUGGUAUCGAUGACCAGAGCUACAGGCAGCUGUUCCAGCCAGUCAUUAAACAAGUAGUGGAUUUCUACCAGCCAACUUGCAUCGUUUUACAGUGUGGAGCAGACUCUCUGGGCUGUGACAGGCUAGGCUGCUUUAACCUCAGCAUACGAGGGCACGGCGAGUGUGUGGAGUUUGUGAAGAGCUUCAAGAUUCCUCUGUUGGUCCUGGGAGGUGGCGGCUACACAGUCAGGAAUGUGGCUCGGUGCUGGACGUUCGAGACGUCUCUCUUGCUGGAUGAAUCCAUCAGCGAUGAGCUGCCUUACAGUGAGUACUUUGAGUACUUUGCUCCCGACUUUACGCUGCAUCCUGAUGUCAGCACCAGGAUAGAAAACCAGAACUCCAGACAGUACUUGGAGCAGAUCCGCCAGACGGUGUUUGAGAACUUGAAGAUGCUGAACCACGCACCCAGUGUUCAGAUCCACGACGUCCCCUCGGACAUGCUGAGUUACGAACGCACAGACGAGCCUGAUCCCGACGAGAGAGGGAGCGAGGAAAACUACACCAGGCCAGAAGCAGCCAAUGAGUUUUAUGACGGUGACCAUGACAACGAUAAAGAAAGCGAUGUGGAAAUCUGACGGUGAGCAAUGGACAUUUAAAAAUAUUCACAUUUGGAUUAUUUUAAUGUACAUGCACAAUAACUUGACACAAUUUAGCUAAUAGUUUUGAAAAUAUCUUUUUGUUAUCUUGUUGGUUAGUGAGAUACUUUGUCACCCGACACUUCCUUUAUUGAUAUUCAAUGCAUUGUUAGAUUUUCUCUGGUUGUAACCUACAUCAGGAUUCAGUCAUAUUAUUUUGAAAGGAACAUUAACAAGGUUCUAUCAUGUUUAAAAACAAUUACUGUUGUCUUGAGGAACAUUUCUCAUGUGCCUUUGUGUUCCGCUUGAUGUUUUUCUAAUAGUUUUCAUUGUUGGUUGCGUUGUACCAGUAAACACAGUAUACUGUACGUAUGGACCAGCAUAACCACCCAGUGCAGCCGUUUCUACGCCGUUUAACUUGAUCUUGUUUCAUCUGCCAGGUUGUUUUGAUAUGUGUGCUUUUUGUAAUAAAAUGAAGAUAAGAGUGGCAGAAAGACUGUUAGGAUACCAGACCACCAUGGAAUGCCAAGUUGUUUGACUUUAUUCCUCAUUCAUCCACUGAUAUGCUGAACAUAGACACAACAAACUGUGCUUUAAGAGAAAACACGUCUACCUGCAGCUUCCUAUCAGAAGAGACCUCCUUUGGCACGCUGAGCAAAGCGCAGAUUUUCAAUGGGAGGGUCUGACCGGUAUCCAACUUUUGAGAGUCAUAACUUCAAAUAAAUAUAUUAAUUCACAUAACACCAUAUAUAUAUUAGCAGCAAUUAACUUUGAAAACAAAAGGUAUGCUGAACAAAACCCAGA